CGAGGGCCUGUUAUUUGGGGUCCCUGUCUCUCCGUUCCUCCUCUCAUUUACUAGUGAAACUCGAGUGUUGUCGGUAGUUUGCCUCUGUUUCCCUGCUAUUACGCCGAUUCCAACCUUCAAGUAGCCCACAAGGUGUGCUAUUGAAAUAGGUGGGGAGGCGCCAUGCCGCUGUUUGGGUCGUCCAAGAAAAGUCCAGCAGAGGUUGUUAAGAACACUACUGAUGCCCUAAAUGCUCUCAAUAAGGAGCCCCAAGGGUCCAAAAAGGCAGAGAAGGCACUUGAAGAUGUGGGCAAGCAGUUGAGUGCAAUGAAGGUGAUCUUGCAGGGGUCUGGAGAUCAAGAGCCUCAGACAGAGCUGAUAGCACAGCUGGCACAGGAAUUCUACAACUCACAUCUCUUUGAGCCUUUACUGAACAACCUCCACCGACUGGACUUUGAGUCCAAAAAAGACUAUGUCCAGAUCUUCAAUAACAUCCUACGGCGGCAGAUAGGAACCCGCUCUCCAACAGUGGAAUACCUGUGUAGCCAGGAAAAGAUACUAUUCCAGCUUGUUAAAGGUUAUGAUACUCCUGAAAUAGCAUUAAACUGCGGCAUGAUGUUAAGGGAGUGCCUGCGUUACGAGCUACUGGCUAAGAUCAUUCUAUUGGAUGAUAGGUUCUACAAUUUUUUCAACUAUGUUGAAAUGUCAACAUUUGACAUUGCUUCUGAUGCAUUUGCUACAUUUAAGGAAAACCUUACAAGACACAAGAUAAUGUGUGCAGAGUUCCUAGAAAAGAACUACGAUAAGUUCUUUAAUUCUUAUGGCAAACUCCUUCAUUCAGAAAAUUAUGUCACAAGGCGACAGUCAUUAAAGCUUCUUGGGGAGUUGCUUCUUGAUCGGCACAACUUCUCCGUCAUGACACGGUACAUCAGUAACCCAGAGAACCUGAAACUUAUGAUGAACUUGCUGCGGGAUAAGAGCAGAAACAUUCAGUUUGAGGCAUUUCAUGUAUUCAAGGUUUUUGUAGCAAACCCAAACAAAACUCCUCCAAUUCUGGACAUAUUAUUGAAAAAUAAAGACAAACUUGUGGAAUUCCUAACAAACUUCCACAACGACAGAACAGAGGAUGAGCAAUUUAAUGAUGAAAAAACUUACCUAAUUAAACAAAUUAAAGAGCUUGGUCCCGCAUAAGGUCACAGAUAAUGACACUUCUUUUGCACUUUAGAGAGCAUAACCAAUUGACUUGGCCUUGUCACCUGAAAAUCACUCCUAUUAUACAUUACUUGUAUUAGCAUUAUAAUAUUUUUGUAUCACUUUCUCAUGUGUUAGCUGUAUAAGGCCUGGGCAAGUGCUGUUAUUUUCAUAUGCCAUUCCCAAUGCAAACACAUGCAAGUAAAGUACAUGGUUCAUUUUCAUGUAGUUGCUUAUGGAACAGCACAUGGAUAAAAAUAGUUUACCCUAGGUCUUGUAAAGCCCCAGCUCUGUACAAGUCCAUCAUUGAGUCCCCCUUUUUAGUAGUGGGUGAUUCUAAGGCCAAAAUCAGGCUUUGCAUUUACUGGAGGUGAAUUUGCCUUUGAUGUGGGUGAUUCUGUAAAGAGGCCAAAAUUCUUGUGACAUCCAACUGAUGUGGGUGAGUCAGCAGCUAUGUAUGUUUAAAGAGGACAAAGAGAGCAUAUUAUGAACCAGGAUUUCUUCUUUUAACCGUGUGCACACAGUGAUAAAGGCAUGAUGGAAAAACAUAACAUGACGUUUCCAAUAGGCUCAUUUCACAUCAAAUAAGGCGAAAAGUUCCUCUAAGUACUUAGCGAGUAAUAUCAAACAAAAUAUCAAAUGCGACUUUUUUUUAAUUGAUGCAACUUUUUGUAAAGUGUCGCGUUAUUUGUGUUUUGAAAAGGGAAAAUCAGUCCGGAAUACAAGGAGCUGAUGGCCCAGAAAGUAAUUGUAUCUUUUUUUUUUUCAUCUCUUUGAAGUGCACAUGUUCAGGGUUUUUCUGUCAUGGGUAAUAAAUAAUUCAGAGACUCACAAUAGACCUGUUUGAUAUUGGUUUUGCUUUUAUUUGAAUAUUAAGAUAAAGAAUCUUAUAAUGUUUUUGAAAAUAUUAUUUUUCAUACAUUAUUAAGCUUUAGCAGAAGAAUGGAGCUGUUUCUGUACGAUUGCUAUGGAUCGAAUUUAUCAGUGGAUUUAGUUUACUAGUGGCACUUUUGGAUUUUUUUUUGUGACAGGUUCAUUGCACAAGUCAGCUCCAAAGCAGGAGCGUAGCCAAGGGAGUGGCCCAGGGGCCUUACCCCCCCCUCCCCAUUCUAGCAACCAAAAAUAUGGUAAAAUGUAUCAGACACCUAAAAUACAGGAGAAAAUGCAUUAAAAGGGCCUUUUGGGCCCCCUGUUAAAAAGCCUGGCUACGCCCCUGCAGAGUUUUGCCCAGUAUGAGUAUCUAUGUAACACUGUUAUCAACAACAUAGAAUAUGUAAGUAAGCAAGUAUAAAAGCUUGUGCUAAUAUUGCUGGUGUGCACCCCCUUAAACUAUGAAGAAAGGAAUUUUAUUCAUUUAACUGAAAAUAAACAGCUUAAAUAUGUGAAUUAUGAGAGAUUUUGUUGCUGGUUCAAUGCUUUUACAUGUAAUAAGCCCAAAUCAUUUAUAUUACUGAUUAAUAUUAGCACUACAACUAUAGGAUUUCUAAGGACAAACGAAUUUAUGGUAAGAAACUAAAAGGCUAAAUUGUACAGGUUUAGAGAGAUAAAAGUUUUCCUCUAAUUUUUGUGUCAAUACUACAGUUUGUACGUUUAAGAGAAAUAUCAAACUUUGAUACAGAAACUAACAGCAAACUUGUAUUGCUCUUAACUCUAACAAUUCAGCUUCUAGGGAAGAUGAACCACCAUCAUCGGAUGCAUUUACAUCCCAACUAGUUUUAUUUCAUAAUUUAGAGCAUGAAGAUUAUAACUCAUACGGUAGAUAAUUAUUUGUGUGAAUUCAUAUAUCCUUAGAAAUCCUUUACUGACACUGGUGGGAAGCCUGUGUCAUUUGUUCUUUAUUUUAUUCAACACUUUUUAAAAAUCUCAUCAAGGUUGUAUAUUGCCUCUGAAGAAAAAUAAAUACAUGCUGGUUGAA
Nematostella vectensis (starlet sea anemone) is the source of this 3085-nucleotide messenger RNA. RefSeq names its product calcium-binding protein 39. Gene Ontology annotation, molecular function: protein serine/threonine kinase activator activity. Lineage: Eukaryota; Metazoa; Cnidaria; Anthozoa; Actiniaria; Edwardsiidae. Gene Ontology annotation, biological process: intracellular signal transduction. Bases 163 to 1170 code for a protein of 335 amino acids. The transcript is spliced from 10 exons. The record is from RefSeq and is a predicted model, not a curated record.